This is a messenger RNA of Vigna umbellata (rice bean), 1148 nucleotides long. RefSeq names its product putative UPF0481 protein At3g02645. NCBI's taxonomy places the organism in Eukaryota, Viridiplantae, Streptophyta, Magnoliopsida, Fabales, Fabaceae. The record is from RefSeq and is a predicted model, not a curated record.
AUGUGGAGAUCAGAUACAGAUGAAGAUAUGCUCUUUAUUAAUCUUAGAACAUGGACUAAACCUCUCUGUCUAAGCAAGUUUGAGAAGAAACGAUUCUUCAACUGGUUUCUUUGCUUGGGUUGUUUGCCAUGCUACAAGUUGUUCAAAGCUCGGUUUCAGAUCCCCCAGUUGAAAGUAGACCACACAACAGAGUGUGUUCUGAGGAACCUAAUAGCAUUUGAGCAGUGUCACUAUCCUGAAGAACCUUACAUCUUCAACUAUGUUUCUCUGAUUGACUCUUUUAUUCACUCCAAAGAUGAUGCAGAGUUGCUGGUUGAGAAAGAAAUUAUUGUCCAUGAACUGGCAAAUCUGGUUAAUGAUCUUUGCAAACAUGUGACAAAUUCAACAUGCUACCACCAGAUCAUGGAAGAUGUUAAUGAACACUACAACAAUGAUUGGAAAUGGGCAAUGGGGACAUUGAGGUGGGUUUACUUCAGAGACCCUUGGAGAAGCAGUUCUACUAUAGUGGGGGUUGCGGUCCUAAUAUUCACUGCCUUCAACUUCUACCGUGUUACUGAUCUACUCUUUUAGUAAAUUUUUCUGUAUUACAUCAUCGUCCGUGAUUGCACACUAACGGUUACAUUUCCCAUUUUCUCGCAAAUAAGUGGCCUGUUUAUUAUCAAACAUAUGAAUUGAUAACAAAUAGCAGUUUCACAUCCUUAACUCUAGGAGAGGAGUUAAAAUUUUGUAAAAAGGAAAGCCCAUGGGCUGGUCCUAACCCAUAGGGCUUUGGGAGGUUUUUAGCCCUGUGGGCUUUUUUAGUGAAGGGUUUCCUUUGGCCCUGUGGGCUUUUUUGGCCCCAACCCACAUGGGUUAGGGCCAAAUCUUAUUAAAGGGGCUCACUUAACAGCUCUACAAUUUCAUCACCACUUCAAUUGUCCCAAAUAUCAUUAUAGUGAUCUGGUCUCUCUCUUCCCAUGGUCCAAUUGUAUCUUUCCACUAAUAUCUGUUAUGCAGAUGAUCACCUUCAACAUUGGUGCCACUUAAUGAAUGCAAUGGACAAGGAUAAAUAGAGUUAUUACCAUCAAUGUAGUAAGCACACACAACAGUAAAUGUUCCCCACAUGUUCAUAAUUGGUCAAAUAUAUUUUCCUCACUUUUUUAUAUAAA